AACCGUCCAAUAAAAUGGUGAAUUGUGUGAAAAUGGCUGAAACUAUGGAAGAACUCCAUGUCCGCCACCGUUUCCGGUGUGCAGAUACCUAAAAUGUGUCAAGUGUGUGACCCGUCCUGACAAGAACUGUGAGCAGUUUGCAGAGAAAGAGAUUUGUGCAGAGGGUGUAGAGUGGUGUGGGUCCUAGAGCCCAGAAAACAUGCAUAGUAAUCAUGUAGUAAGACGCUUCAUGGUCGUGAUGUUUAAGUCACGCAACCGCAGUGCACUCUGUUUAUAGCCAAACAUUGGCUUUUCACUUCUAGAGAUUUUAUUUAUGCCUCAAAAAUCACAAAAGUAGCGCCGAUUAUGUGUUCGCUCAUAGUAUGAUCUAUAAACAAGAUGAGAGGAACUGAGCCUGCAGAUAAAAACAGGACUGUUCUUGUCACCUCAUGUUCUGCUGACAUCAACCUUUGCCUCACACCUCUGACCACUGAAGACAGGUGGCUUCAGACAGUCGCUCUGUGUUGGGUGGUGCCCUCUGCUGGCACUGAAGCAGAACUGCAACUCCCAGCAGGAAAACAAAUAAGUUUCACUUUCCAAACGUCACAGAAGGACGAGCCGAGGGAACCUCCGUGGGCAGGUCCCCGCCAAGUGAGCAGCUCUGAUCGGACACGGUAAAGUAAUACCUCGUGGUGCGCGAUUUGAUUUGUGACACAGCGCAGUAAACAUUUCCCCACGUCCCACAGCGCCGCGGUGAAAAUGCAGCGUGGCGGAAGCGAGCCGGCGCGCUGAGCCGUGCGCGCUGACCGGAGAUGGAACAGCUACAUGACCUGGAGCCCGAGAAGCUGCUGCGCUUCCUCCACGUCAAGAAGACGGAGCUGUCCUGCACGGACAACCCGCUCACCCUCAUCAGCCAGCUCAGGGACCACGACCUGAUCCCAGAGGACAGGUUCAAGAAGAUGAAACGCAUGAAGAGUAAAGAGAAGUUGAAGAAAGCUUUCUAUGAAGCUCUGGACUGGAUGGAGAGAGAGCGAUCGCAGCACAUCCGAGUGUUCUGGAGGUCCGUCUUCAAGGACACCAUCAUGAAGCAGUACCCUGCCCUGCAACUGCUGCGCUACAGCCUCAUGGACGGGUCUUUUGAAUCUGAAAUACAACUGCCUGAGAAGGUGGGAAAGGAAGACACUGACAAAAGGAAAAGGAAGGAGUCUUCAGAGGACGAGGAGGGUGAAGAGGUGGAGAAAGCUAACUCUGGAAAGAGGAAGGGAAAACAGAAAAGGAGGAUUGUGUCUGAUGAAGAGGAGGAGCAGGCCGCUCCAUCGUCUCCUGUGAAGAAAAAAUCCAAGAAAAUCUGCUUCUCUUCUCCCCUGAAGAAGGGAGAGAAGAGCGACAUUUGGACCUGGCGCUUCUUUAAGUCCCAGCUGCCUGUGACCUGUGGACACCAGCAGGGGACACUGGACAGAGGCAAAAUGGCUAAAGGGGAGAAGUGCAUUAUGGUCAAUAAACAGUGGUUCACUCCCGCUGAAUUUGAGGGGCUUGCGGGGAAGAGGAGCUGGAGGAAGAGCAUCCGAUGUAAGGGCACCCCCCUGGGCAAACUCAUACAGGAAGGUCACCUGAAGUCAGUGAGGUACAGAGGGUGUAAAACGGCCAAGAAAACACUGUUCCCAUCGGAUGGUUUCGACACAGUGUCAGAGAGCGAAGAAGAUGAAGAUGAAAAUGAGGACAGUGACCAAGACAAUGAGGUUUCAUCAAGCAGCAGAGAAACUUCCCCAGACGUCACAGAUGAAGAGGAAGAGACGGAGGAACAGGCCGAGCAGCAGUCAGAGGCCAGCCAUGACAGCAGCAGGAAGGUGUUCAACGUGACGUGUGGAGCUUUAACCGGGACCUUACAUAAACAUAGAUUUGCAACAGGGUAUCGUGGGAAGAGUAUCCGGACUGAGACGAGCUGGAUGACUCCGGUGGAGUUUGCCAAGUUGGGGUCAGGUCAGACAGACUCCCGCUGGAGGAAAAAUAUACAGUGGGAGGGGAAACCGCUCGGUGUCCUAACAGAGGCUAAAAUCUUGGAGAUCCACUCUCUGCGGUGUCCCUGCACUUGUUGUAGCCCAGAUAGUAAAGACCUGGAGAAUCAGAAAAACGACGAUGUGUGUUGCAUCUGUAAAAGUGAGAGAGAAGAAGAAGAAGAAGAAGAAGAAGAAGAAGAGGAGUUGGUGAUGUGCGAUCGCUGUCCUCGCUCCUUCCACCAGAAAUGUCACCUGCCUCACGUGGAGGAGGCUGUUUUAGGGGACAGUAGUCCGUGGGUGUGUACGCUCUGUGAAUACAGAAGCGGUCCAGAGUGCUAUUAUCAGGAUGAGAUGACACAGGAAGCAGUCAUGUCCAGCCAGAUAUCACAUCACAUGCUGCAAUCAAGGGUGCUAUUACCAGGACGAGCUGACAGGAGAGGCAGCUAUGUCUCGGCAAAUCUCACAACACAUGCUGGUGAGCACACUGUGACUCUUUUUGUCUUUGCGUCACAAUGCCUGUCUCACACUGCCGUCACUCUUCUUCUCUUCCCACCUCAACAGGAGUGUCAGUAUCUCCUCCUGCAUCUGUGCAGCGCUGAUAAAGAACAAACAUUUGCGAAAGACCCAACCCUCUAUUUUUCGGACUACUCCGCUGUGAUCGAGACUCCGAUGUGGCUGGGUAGCAUUGCGGACAAACUGCAGAAGCAGCUCUACCAGACUGUUGGAGAGUUUGUGUCCGAUGUCCAGCUCAUUUUUACCAACUGCGCCUCAUACAACCAAGAGAACGCUGAAAUCCUCGCCACGGGCAACAGACUCAAGGAGUUAUUUGACGAAGAAUUUAAGAAUGUGUUCAACAUCAAUCAAAGAAUUACAGUCUUGUGCUAAAUUUUUUUUUUUAUUGGUUUGUUUUUUGUGUGUUUUUUUACACAUCCUUUUUGUGUGGGACACUGUACUUUUAGAGAUAAAAUUCAAUCUCAGAAUUUUAAUAUUUGCAAUAUUAACGAGGAAAUAAUACAAACUCAGAAACAUAUGAUAAACAAACUGUUCUCAGAGGAAAAUAAGGUCCCCAGAACACUGUUUUUCAAGCUAAAGACGUGGCAGGGUCCGCCACAUAUUAACAAAAUAAGACAGUAUGAAACAAUGAUGCCCUCUAAUGUCAGUUUAUUUAUUCAGGGUUUUUUUCCACACUUGAAACUGUUUGUUUUGUAUAAAUUAGGCAUAAAAAAAUCGGUUUCUCUUUUGAUUAAAAUGUCUUCCCUAAAACUACAUAGUGCACCUUUAAAAUAUCUCAAUGGCUCAAGGACUAACAUUUUAUAUGAAAAUGAAAGUGUUAUCAUAGAGGUCACACUUUACAGAAGUUAGAAAUUUUUACAACGUUUAGGGAAUUCCAGGUGUUAUGUCAGUGAAAACAGUUGUAUGAAGCCUUUUUGUGCGCAACAUCUCGUCAGUUGUCUCAAGUGAUGUCACGCAUGUCUGAAAAUUAGAAGCUUUAAAAUGGUGCAGACUUGAAGUUAGCCUACCAAACCUCUUUAGACCGCUCAUCAUCUCUGCUUGAGGCUUGCAGCUCGAGGCUACAUGACCCUCUACUAGUAUUGUACACCUCACAUAAAGUACCAAACUGUUGCUGGGACAAGUUGCAGUGUUUAAAUGUGUUGCUCUGGCCCUUAUUCACCACAUGACAAUACAUUCCACUAUAUUAAAAUUCUACCACCAUGUAUUCAAAAAGUGGGUAAUUAUUAUUGUCUACUCAUCAAAAGUACAUUAUAAAAUUGUCUCUUAUACAAUGUUUUACACUGGAAGCAAACAAAUGUUUACAUGUCAUGUAAAAAGUCAUUUCCUCCCAACAUGUUUUAUUGUCAUGUGUUUUUCUGAUGAACAUCCAAAAUGUAUUUGUAUAAAGUGUCAUGCAUCAGUAUUUCCACGUCACUACGUGGUAUUUGAAGUUGUUUACUUUUGCUCUCUCUUCCUGUCUGGUUCUUUCUGAUCUGUUGUUUGUGGAUGGCUAAAGGCAAAAACUGUGGUCCUGUCUUUUCUUAUGUCCCCUGUCAGAACAUCUUUAUAUAAUCAAUAAAAUGUUUUGGCCACCAGA
This is a messenger RNA of Acanthopagrus latus (yellowfin seabream), 4065 nucleotides long. RefSeq names its product nuclear body protein SP140-like protein. The transcript is spliced from 16 exons. Gene Ontology annotation, molecular function: translation regulator activity; DNA-binding transcription factor activity, RNA polymerase II-specific; DNA binding. Lineage: Eukaryota; Metazoa; Chordata; Actinopteri; Spariformes; Sparidae. The record is from RefSeq and is a predicted model, not a curated record. Gene Ontology annotation, cellular component: cytoplasm; nucleus. Gene Ontology annotation, biological process: regulation of transcription by RNA polymerase II; humoral immune response. Bases 792 to 2861 code for a protein of 689 amino acids.